Molecule: messenger RNA, 825 nt
Organism: Echinops telfairi (small Madagascar hedgehog)
Lineage: Eukaryota; Metazoa; Chordata; Mammalia; Afrosoricida; Tenrecidae
Gene: ISG20
Product: interferon stimulated exonuclease gene 20
Exons: 4
Coding region: 233-778 (181 amino acids)
Biological process (GO): negative regulation of viral genome replication; DNA catabolic process; defense response to virus
Cellular component (GO): nucleus
Molecular function (GO): nucleic acid binding; exonuclease activity
Source: RefSeq, a predicted model, not a curated record
ACAGCCUGCCAGCUUUGUCAGCCUGACUCAUUGCACCUAGCUCACCAGGUGCCCAACCUCCCGCCCCUGAUUUCACUUCACAGCAAACCAGAAACUGAAACCUACUCUCAGGAUGUGCAGUUGAGAGUCAGAGCAACUGCAGUAGCUGAAGAGUAGCACAAGAGAGGGGACAGCGAGCAGACAGACAGCAGCAGCUCUGGAGUACAUCCGCGGAGGGCACAGGGGGCAGAGCAUGGCGCGAGGUCUCGAGGUGGUGGCCAUGGACUGCGAGAUGGUGGGGCUGAAGCCCAUCCAGGAGAGUGGCCUGGCCCGAUGCAGCCUCGUGGAUGCCCACGGAGGCGUGCUCUACGACAAGUUCAUCCGGCCCGAGGGCGAGAUCUCAGACUACCGAACCCCGGUCAGCGGGAUCACGCCUCAGCUCAUGGAGGGAGCCACACCAUUCGCCACAGCCAGGCUGGAGAUCCUGCAGCUCCUGGAGGGCAAGCUGGUGGUGGGCCAUGACCUGAAGCACGACUUCAAGGCGUUGAAAGAGGACAUGAGCAAGUACACCAUCUAUGACACGUCCACCGACCUGCUGCUGAAGUACAAGGCCAACCUGGGCCACUGCAGGCGGGUCUCCCUCCGCGUGCUCAGCAAGCGCCUCCUGAAGCGGCACAUCCAGGACAGCCAGCAAGGACACAGCUCAGUGGAAGAUGCGAAGGCAGCGAUGGAGCUCUAUCACAUCUCCCUCCAAAUCGCGGCCCGCAGAGGACAGCCUAGGCUGGAUGUCUUGGGCUGAAACUCAGCUCCGUGCCUUCCACAGGGACUAGAGGACUUCAGGGAAAA